Nilaparvata lugens (brown planthopper) is the source of this 3021-nucleotide messenger RNA. RefSeq names its product WD repeat-containing protein 36. Gene Ontology annotation, cellular component: Pwp2p-containing subcomplex of 90S preribosome; small-subunit processome. NCBI's taxonomy places the organism in Eukaryota, Metazoa, Arthropoda, Insecta, Hemiptera, Delphacidae. The transcript is spliced from 4 exons. Gene Ontology annotation, molecular function: protein binding. Bases 314 to 2986 code for a protein of 890 amino acids. The record is from RefSeq and is a predicted model, not a curated record. Gene Ontology annotation, biological process: rRNA processing.
AGGCUGUGGUAUAAAUUUUGCCAAUACUGCAGUAAUUUUUCAUAAAAUUAUUUUAAAAAUCUUAUUGAAAAUUAUUUCUACUUAUUUUUGGAGAGGAAAAUAUGAAUGUCUAUAUAUUUUUUCAAAUUCAGUACAAUGCCAUCAGAAUCGCAUAUAAAAACAUAACCUACAAAUUCAUUGGUUUCUGUCUGGUUUGAGUUGGAGAAUUUUAGGUUAUGAUCCAAUUUUUAGUUUUUAUUGGUUAUUUCCAAAAAAUGCUUCCUAGAUGGUUUAAUGAGUGAGCAAAAAUACUUUGAGAGGAUAAAUAGCAAAGAUGUCAGCUAGUCAGAUUUUUGUGAGUAAUAGAGCACUGGGCUAUGUAAGUAAUCACAUUCCUCUUGUCACCCGUUUUAUCAAACGAAGAAAUGAAAAUCUGGUGGUGACAUGUGUUGGCAGGGCUUUUCAUACGUACGGGUGCGCCCAUUUCUCUCUACUAUCAGUCAGUAUUCAAUUGGAAGCGGAUAUAACAUGUCUUGGUGCUGACACAUUCCACGUUUACACUGCUUGCGGCCCUUUAAUCCAAGCAUGGAGAAGAGGGACAGAACUAAAACAUACUUAUAGAGGGCACACUCAUGAUGUUCAUCUGCUGUUGCCUUUUGGACCCCAUCUGAUAUCUGUUGACGAAGCAAGUACUCUGAUUGUAUGGGACGUGAAGGACGAAGAUAUUUACUUAAGUUUGAAUUUUCAAAACAAAGACUUUCAUAUCACAACAAUUUUGCAUCCUAGUACGUACUUGAAUAAAAUAUUACUGGGCAGUGAACAGGGAAAGUUGCAAUUAUGGAAUAUUAAAACUUCGAAGAUGAUCUAUAAGUUUCGAGGCUGGGGCUCCCCUGUCACAGUUCUUGAACAAGCUCCAGCUGUUGAUGUCAUCGGAGUGGGUCUGGCUGAUGGACGUAUUUUCCUCCACAACUUGAAGUUUGAUGAGACUGUCUUGUCUCUUGUGCAGGAUUGGGGAACUGUGACGUCGAUUUCUUUCAGGCUUGAUGGAAGACCAAUUAUGGCAACAGGUAGUGGGUCAGGACAUAUUGUGUUCUGGGAUUUGGAGAAGCGAACAGUGGCUAGUCAGCUGAUGAAUGCUCAUGAAGCAUCGGUGGCUGGUAUGAAAUUCUUGCCCAAUGAGCCGCUGAUGGUGACGUCGUCACCGGAUAACACUCUGAAAAUGUGGAUUUUUGACUUGUCAGACGACGGCGCUCGCCUGCUGCGAGUGAGAGAGGGCCACGCGGCCCCGCCCACCUUGAUCCGGUUCCACGGCAGCAACGGCCACAACAUUCUCAGCUCUGGAAACGACUCCUCACUGCGCAUCUUCAACACGCAACUCGAGACAUUCAACAAAAGUUUGGGUCGCGCGUCCUACAAUCGCAAGGCAUCCAAAAAGAAAGGAAAACGUCUCGAUACACACAUCAUGCCGCCUAUCACAAAUUUCGACUCUGUCACGAUCAGAGACAAGGAAUGGGACAGCAUAGCAGCCGUGCAUCGCGGUUUACCUGUCGUUACAACGUGGUCCUACGACAAACUGCGGAUGGGCGAAUUGAAACUUGUACCUGACAAACUUAAACCGAAAAACUAUCAAUCCUUCGUCCCUCCAAUGGCGACUUGCUUGACUGUGACGAAUUGUGGCAACUUUGUUGUGAUAGGAUACAGUACCGGCCACCUGGAACGAUUCAACAUCCAGUCUGGAAUCCACCGGUGCUCGUACGGCACAUCGACGGCGCAUGCGGGGACUGUGAGGGGCGUGGUCGUGGACAGCAACGGACAGGUUGUCAUUUCUGGUGGCGCUGAUGCUUCUGUUAAGUUCUGGAUUUUCAAAACUCCUGGUGUUGCCCAAUUUGCGUCAGUUGCGAUGGAAGAGCCAGUCGCAUUCUUCUCGAAGCACCGAGAGAGUUCGAUAGUGUGCGUGGCGCUGGACGACUUCAGCCUUUGCCUGCUGGACAUUGACACGAGACGGCUGGUGCGACGGUUCGUCGGCCACAGCGGACAGCUCAAUGACGCCACCUUCAGUCCGGACAUGCGCUGGCUCGUGUCAGCCGCCAUGGACUCUACUCUCCGUGUUUGGGAUAUCCCCACCGGGCAACUGGUCGAUUGCUUCAAGGUUCCAUAUGCGUGUAUUUCAUUGAGUUUUUCACCUACCGGAGAAUACCUAGCCACUGCGCACGUUGAUAACUUGGGACUGUACCUGUGGUCGAAUAGGACAUUGUUUGCGCAUGUCUCUUUGAAGCCACUGCCAAAUGACGUGGACAUUCAGAUGCUGGAAUUGCCAUCAACAACGCAGACAGCUUCCAGCGUUGGCGAGUUGGAUGACAUUGAAGAGGAGAAAGACUACCAGUCACCGGAUCAUCUGGAAGAUCACCUAAUCAGUUUCUCGUCGUUGGCCAACUCCAGGUGGCAGAAUCUCUUGGAUCUGGACCUCAUCAAGAAACGUAACAAACCAAAAGAAGCUCCCAAGGCUCCCAAAGCUGCCCCCUUCUUCCUCCCCACUCUCCCCUCCCUCAACUUGCAAUUCGAUCUGAGGGAUGUGGAGAAAGGAGAUGGUGCCAUUAAAAAGAUAGACCUGAACAAAAUGAUUGACAACCACACCGCGUUUGGUAAACAUUUAGUCGAGUGUGGGAAAAGUGGUGACUUCUCUUCAGCUCUGGAAAAAUUGAAAAGCAUGGGACCUUCAGCAGUCGACUUGGAAGUGAAUUCUCUGUUCGUCGAAGGUGGCUCUUCGACAUUGUUGGAUAUGUUUAUGAGAUUGAUCAAGUUUGUGUUUGAUAGUAAUAAGGACUUUGAACUGGGCCAAGCGUACUUGGGCUUGUUUCUGAAGGUGCAUGGCGAAGCAGUGGCCACCUCAUCACAACUAUCCGCCAUGUUGGUUGAGUUACAGACUGCUCAGGACACUAGUUGGAACAGAUUACAACAUAGGUUCUCUUAUUGUUUAUCAAUUGUUGAAACAUUGAAAAUAAAUUGAAUUUAUAUUAAAUAUCUUAUAUAUUUUCAAGUGUU